CCAGAGCCGGGCGACCAGCAGGUCCUGGCGGAAAGUUGUCAGCCACCGCCCCCCUAGUCUGCCUUCCUCCUCGCCUCUCCACCCGUCUCCGGGCGAUACGCGGAGGGGGUGGGGUGGUUGGGGGGACUGGCCUAGUGUUUUGGAACAGCUGCAGCCGGCGCUGGGCCCGCCUGGAAUGCGGGAACAGGCUGCGCACCAGGACUUUUAUGGAAACUUGCUGCUGGAGACGGCGGCGGCGGCCAGAGGGCUCCCAGCGGCUAGAGCAGCAGCGGCGGCGGCGGCGGCGCCCAGACCCCUGCCCACACCCAGGCGCAGGACCGCACAGCCUCUCCGCGCAGCCGAGGACAGUCGCUUGUCGUGGGCUCCAGGCGGGUGCGAAAAUAUACAAGACUUCAUAAUCACCCCAAGACCACAUAGAAGGAACAUGAAUGAUAUUUCCCAAAAGGCUGAGAUUCUGCUUUCUUCGUCUAAACCUGUCCCAAAAUCCUAUGUGCCAAAACUUGGCAAAGGUGAUGUAAAGGAUAAGUUUGAAGCCAUGCAGAGAGCCAGGGAAGAAAGAAAUCAAAGGAGAUCUAGAGACGAAAAGCAAAGAAGAAAAGAACAAUAUAUUAGAGAGAGAGAAUGGAACAGGAGAAAGCAGGAGAUUAAAGAAAUGCUUGCUUCUGAUGAUGAGGAAGAGGUAUCUUCUAAAGUAGAAAAGGCUUAUGUUCCAAAGCUAACAGGAACUGUUAAAGGUAAAUUUGCUGAAAUGGAGAAACAAAGACAAGAGGAACAAAGGAAGAGAACAGAGGAGGAACGAAAACGCAGAAUUGAGCAGGAUAUGUUAGAAAAGAGGAAGAUACAACGUGAAUUAGCAAAAAGGGCCGAGCAGGAAGGAGAUGAUUCACUACUUAUAACAGUGGUACCUGUCAAACCACACAAAACAUCUGGAAAAAUAAAAAAGAAUUUUGAGGAUCUAGAAAAAGAUCGAGAAGACAAAGAAAGUGUCAAGUAUGAAGAAGAUAAAAGAAUAAGAUAUGAAGAACAACAACGAUCUCUCAAAGAAGCCAAGUGUCUUUCACUGGUCAUGGAUGAUGAACUGGAUAGCGAGGCAAAAAGAGAGUCAAUUUCUCCUGGGAAACUAAAACUAACUUUUGAAGAAUUAGAAAGACAAAGACAAGAAAACCGAAGGAAGCAAGCUGAAGAAGAAGCAAGACAACGUUUAGAAGAAGAGAAGCGUGCUUUUGAAGAAGCAAGGCGGCAAAUGGUAAAUGAAGAAGAGGAAAACCAAGACACAGAAAAAAUUUUUAAAGAGUACCGCCCUGGUAAACUCAAACUCAGUUUUGAAGAAAUAGAAAGACAAAGGAGAGAAGAGGAAAAACGGAAAGCAGAAGAGGAAGCCAGAAGGAGAAUAGAGGAAGAAAAGAAGGCAUUUGCUGAGGCAAGGAGAAGCAUGGUAGUAGAUGAUGACUCCCCAGAGAUGUAUAAAACAAUAUCUCAAGAAUCUCUUACACCGGGAAAACUGGAAAUUAAUUUUGAAGAAUUAUUAAAACAAAAAAUGGAAGAAGAAAAACGACGAACAGAGGAGGAACGGAAGCAUAAGUUAGAAAUGGAAAAACAGGAAUUUGAACAACUGAGACAAGAAAUGGGAGAGGAAGAGGAAGAAAAUGAAACCUUUGAACUGAGCAGGGAAUACGAAGAAUUAAUCAAAUUGAAAAGGAGUGGCUCUAUUCAAGCUAAAAAUCUAAAAAGCAAGUUUGAAAAAAUUGGACAAUUGUCUGAAAAGGAAAUACAGAAAAAGAUAGAAGAAGAACGAGCAAGAAGGAGAGCAAUUGACCUUGAAAUUAAAGAGCGUGAAGCAGAAAACUUUCAUGAGGAAGAAGAUGUUGAUAUCAAGCCUGCAAAAAAAAGCGAGGCUCCAUUUACUCAUAAAGUGAAUAUGAAAGCAAGAUUUGAACGAAUGGCUAAGGCAAGAGAAGAGGAAGAACAAAGAAGAAUUGAAGAACAAAAGUUACUACGCAUGCAGUUUGAACAAAAGGAAAUUGAUGCAGCACUACAAAAGAAAAGAGAAGAGGAAGAAGAAGAAGAGGGUAGCAUCAUGAAUGGCUCCACUAUUGAAGAUGAAGAGCAAACCAGAUCAGGAGCUCCGUGGUUUAAAAAGCCUCUAAAAAACACAUCGGUUGUAGACAGUGAGCCUGUUAGAUUUACUGUUAAAGUAACAGGAGAACCCAAACCAGAAAUUACAUGGUGGUUUGAAGGAGAAAUAUUGCAGGAUGGAGAAGACUAUCAAUAUAUUGAAAGAGGAGAAACUUACUGCCUUUAUUUACCAGAAACUUUCCCAGAAGAUGAAGGAGAGUAUAUGUGUAAAGCAGUCAACAAUAAAGGCUCUGCAGCUAGUACCUGUAUUCUUACCAUUGAAACUGACGACUACUAGCUUCCCUUCCCUCUCCCUGGAACACUCUCUCCCUCCAACUUUCUUACUACAUCUUUUCUGUGGCGGGGCCAAAAAAGGAAACCAGAAGUGCUACUGUUGACUUCUUAUUCCUUUCCUAACAGUCUUCAAAACACGAGCUUGUCUAAAGAAUACCUUCUUCCUUUCCAAUGAGCAUCAGAUUCACUGCCAUAUUAUCCAAUAGAAGUUAAUGUGUAUUUAACGGAGAAAGUAGGAAAUUUACUCAAUUAUUGUAUCAGAACCUAUUACAAAGGCUAUGUAUUUCCCAUAAGUUUACAGCAAUUAU
Rhinolophus ferrumequinum (greater horseshoe bat) is the source of this 2717-nucleotide messenger RNA. RefSeq names its product nexilin F-actin binding protein (gene NEXN). The transcript is spliced from 13 exons. NCBI's taxonomy places the organism in Eukaryota, Metazoa, Chordata, Mammalia, Chiroptera, Rhinolophidae. Bases 176 to 2413 code for a protein of 745 amino acids. Gene Ontology annotation, biological process: mitochondrial fusion. The record is from RefSeq and is a predicted model, not a curated record.